Podarcis muralis (Common wall lizard) is the source of this 5113-nucleotide messenger RNA. It is a transcript of the gene MAP10, whose product is annotated as microtubule associated protein 10. Gene Ontology annotation, molecular function: microtubule binding. Gene Ontology annotation, cellular component: midbody; mitotic spindle midzone; cytoplasmic microtubule. The record is from RefSeq and is a predicted model, not a curated record. Gene Ontology annotation, biological process: mitotic spindle midzone assembly; cytoplasmic microtubule organization; positive regulation of cytokinesis. Lineage: Eukaryota; Metazoa; Chordata; Lepidosauria; Squamata; Lacertidae.
GUUUUAAUUUCCAUUCUGAUUGUUUAAUAUUUGGAACAGUUCAUUAACUUUUUCAAGCAUUCUCUAUGCAACAAUGAGUUCAUGUUCUCAGAAAACCAGUCUGUUACAAUGACUGAGUUAUUUUGCAGGGGAGGGGAAAGUUGAGUUUGACAUUUUAUGUUCAAUGGGCCUACAUCUGUGGAUGCUCCUUUUUCUUGACAAAACCCACCAAAAAGGAUAUUCAUCUACCUCUUCUGAUGCGGAUGGCUUAAAAUCACAAAAGCUUGGGCUCAGAUUUAUCUUGAUUUUGAACACUUCCUGCAUACUUUCAAUGCUUGUAUCAAUGAAAGCGGAGCUAGCUAAACCGAUCACUCAAAACAAAAAUUAAAGUCAAACACAAAUCCUAUAAUUUCAUGUUGCAGUGGAUAUGACUUCUCCUGUACAGCAAAAAAGAUAGAACAUUUUCCAAAGCCUGCAGCUAAAGAAAUACAUGCAUCCAUAUGCAAACAAGCUCUUCCCCUUUGAAAUCCCACUCUUCCAACACCUGCAACAUUUAACAUUGAAAAACAGCACAAAAGGGGGAAGCAUGUGUAGGAAAUGCAAAAACAAACCCCUAAAACCCGGAGGGGCAUUCAAGCAAAAUUACAAAAUCAUUCCGUUUAUUUCCGCUAGAUAUUGGUCAGCACGUGCUCACACUGAAGACAACGACCCAAAAGCAACUUAAGGUGCUUAUUGUUGUCUGGAUUAUGCCCCUCAAGUCAGGAGACCAAGAAAGGGGAGGGGGGAUACCCCAGGUUUUUCUUCACUGGUAUCUCAGAAUGCUAAAAACUAUUUUUGCUCUAGUCUAAGCGAACGGCUGCUUAAGCAAUAACAUUAAGAUAAAUGAGGAGCGCAAGACAAUGAAACCCGUUCUGCGCCGUACAAGCCUCCGCCUGAGGCAACGGCCUGCUGUCUAGCAGCUCCCAGCAUUAGCACGUCUCUUGGCGGGGGUUGGACUAGAUGACCCCUGGGAGUCCCUUCCGACUCCGCGGUCCUGACCCCGAUACAGCCCGGAGAGCUUGAUCGCAGGAGAGGUUAGCUGGGAUUCCCAGAGGGCUUUGCGGCCGCGGCGGGCAGACGCAGCGAGGGCCGCCGGUCGCUAGACAACGGCUUCCAUAGAGAUAAUUAUACGCGGAGGCUGGCGCGCGCGAGUGGCCGCGCGGUUUCCCCCCUCCGGUCUCGCGAGAGCGAACGUUCGCCGCCGCCUGCCCGCCCGCCCCGCUGCUGUCGACGGCGAGCCGGGAUGGAGGAGGGCGACGGCUGCGAGGAGAGCCUGUUCUCGCUGGAGCUGCUGGUGGAGUCGGCGCGCGUGGAGCCGCGGUUGCUGCCGACGCCCAUGCCGGCCAGCAGGCCCUUCCGCCCGGCGGUGGCGCUGCGGCUGCUGGACUUCCCCACGCUCCUGGUGCGCGCUCCGCACUCGGUGCCGGGCCCGCUGGUGCCCUUCGGCCGGGGCAAGUCGUGCCUCUUCCGGCUGCGGCCGGGCGCCCUCAAGGGUCUCCUGAGGCGCUCGCCGCUCUACGCGCUGCUGCUGGCGCUGCCGCCGGGACAAGGCCCCGCCCGCCUGCUGGGCACCUCCAGCGUCUCCCUGGCGGCCGCCGCCGAGGAGCUGCUGCUGGGCAGCGGCCCCGGGGGGCGAAGGGGGCAGUUUCCGCUGAGGGACCUGAUGGGGGAGCCGGUGGGAGAACUGGGCCUGAGCUACCGCCUGAGCAACUUGGGGCCCUGCCUGCUGGGCCACUUGGGGCAGGGGGCGGCCCCCGGGGAGCCCCACAUCGAGGAGCGGCACAGAUCACCGCCUCGUCCGCCCAGCGUCCACAGCGACAGAGGGGUCAACCUGGAGCUCAUCCCAGAGGGAGAAGAAGACCAGCAGGACCCUGCCCCGGAAGGUGGCAGCACGGAGUCCUUAAACAGCACCCUUACCGAAGAACAACCCCCCAGCCUUGCUGUGCAGAAAGCAGCCCAAGAGCUGGAGAUUUUGACCAACGUCUUCUGCCCCCCGCCAAUGUACUAUAGCCGCCCGGCUGAAAAUCCUUGCUCCACGCCGAAAGCUGCGGCGUCAGGGAUGGUGACGGUGGCUGCACCUCGUGAACCUUUUCCAGAAGAAGAAAUCGUCUUUCCCUCUGCAGAGCCUCUUAAGGAGGAGCCUUCAGGUAGCGUCCCAGAGCCUGCCUUGGCAUCUCCAGCGCUUAGCCAUGAUCAGCUCAGACAAACCUUGAGCCAGCUGCCUCUGCUGAAUGCUUUGUUGGUGGAACUGUCCCUGCUGAGCAACCAGUCACUGCAGCCAGGGCCGUCUACUGUGCAUCCUCAGUUAGCAUGGCUAUACCAAAAUGUAGCAGAUGGUACAAAAGCCCCGCCCUCAAGUGUCAAGAGUCUAUGCCCCUUCCGGGAAUAUAAAAAACCCUCUCCUAAUCAUAAAGAGAGAGGAAGGUCUGCUAGCCCAAAGUUAAAAAGAAAUCGCCCAGAUCAUUUAAAAUGCAUGUAUCCCUCCAUGCACGUUACAAGCACUGGUAAAGGAUUCACAAAAAUGGAAAGAAGUGGCAAUCUUGAGAAAAACAACACCAAGGAAAACUCUUCCCCUAGACGAAGGCUUACAUAUGGGCUGACAAAUACUCUAAAACUUCGUUUGCUGCGCUCCAAUCCAGUCAUGUUGAAAGUGCAUGAAAAAAGGGAACAUCGUAGAAAAAAGCAAGGAGACACCAUUGAAAGGAAAGGCAAAAGCUCUUCAAAUAAAGGGAAACUAUUGCGGAGCUCCCCCGAGCGCCAUUCAAAGUCUUCUGUACAAUUUGAUGAAAAAAGCAUCUCUGAAGAAAAUGCUCAAAUAAAUGAAAAUGUUGAGACUCUAAUACAAAGCAGUACUGACCAAGAUUACUCUGCCACCAUAAAGGGACUAACCUGUGAUCUCAAAAAAAAAGUUGCAGCCCGCCGUGUAAAGAGUCAUGAAAAUGCAAAACACAAGGGCUUUCCUGAAAGUAUUGGCUCUUCUUAUAAAGAAAAGAGUUUGAAAGUCCAUCUACCAAGAGUCUGUUUGCAGGAUACUAAUGCCCUUGAAAGUAAAAUUGAUACAGAAGAAGAAAAAUGUGUACUGAAAAAUAAUUGGGAUGCUUCAAGCCUUCGUAAUGAUAGCCAGAGCAACAAUUUUGAAAGCAGCUAUGGACUUAAGAAUUCAAGUGCUGUGGUUCUUAGCUCUGAAAAUGCAGCCUAUUCAGAAGAUUUCACCAAUGUUGACAGUUCAGGCACAGCCUUAGAAGCUCAAGAGAGCAUCUCUGAACCUUUGCUAAUAAACCCAAAUCAAAGCCAGUCUGUUAUGGACUCGGAUUCUAAAAUGUGUGAAAGAAGUAUGACUGCUGAAAGCAUUUCACCCCCUGUUCCAGUUCCCUCAGAUACAUCUCCUAUCCAAUCUCUUAAAAAGACCUAUUAUUCAAAAUCUAAUGAAAAAACCACAGGUGUUGCUCUUAAUGAAUUUGAUCAUGAUUCUCCUUCUGCAAGAGUUUCAAAGGAGGAACCUGCAGCUCAGCGGGCCAACAAGAAAGGGAACAAAGAUAUGCAGACCUUGGGAGAGGAACAAGUUCCCUCUGAGAGAAAUAAUAGUGUAGAAAAAGGUGAAUCAUCUGUGGAAAGGAGCCAGUCAAUAAGGACAUCUCAAGUUAGCUCUUACUUGCCUUCCAGUGUGUCUGAUGUUGAUCUUAGUGGGUUAGAAGAAAGCAAUUCAUCUGAAAAAGAAAAAGAUGAUAAUUUUGAAAUGGUGGAUAUUACUAAUCAAUAUAGACACAUCAGUGAAUUAGUAGUAAGCAAGCUUCCAGGAUACACAAUGUAAUUACCAAUAAUAAUGACCAGAUCAAAGUGAAAAUGUCUUUGUUUUUAUAUGCUAAGUUUGCAAGUAUUAUGACUGUCUUUCACAAAUGCAGUUUUUAUUUUAUAAACGAUGGAUAUAUAAAAUGUACCAUGGGUAUUUUUAAGUGAGCCAUCCAGAGUAUACAUGAUUAACUCUGCAACUGUUUGGAUUUUAGGCUAGUGCUCUCGCACACACGUACACAAUGGUGAGCUGCUUUUGAAACUCAAACAAGUUUCAAAAACUUUUGGGAGAAGACUGCCAUUCAAAUAUACAUUUUUGCUUUUCCAAUGAGUAUUUGGGUGCAUGCAGAAUUCCUAUCUGACUGAUGGCCGGUGUCUCCCAUUUUUAGCAGUUUCCUUUCAUUGCACGUAGAUACAGGGAUCCUUGAUUUGUAUCAAGACUGUGGCAUGGGGUAAAGAAUUGACCCUCCCCACCCCACUUCAUUUUAGAAAAAAUACAAGGCUACGUAAACUAAUGUUGUUUACUGUUUGGACCUAAGUUUAUAAAGUGGAAUGGCAUUGCUGCCAUGUGACACAUUUGGCCUCUGCCACUCUAGCGCAAAGAAUUUGGGCUUUUAUGCCAAAAGGCAGAUCUAACAUGUAGCAAUGGCUGCACUCAACAAUUCAUCCUCUGAAAUAAAUUCAGUCUGAUCAAUGCUGAGCAAGUCAGUAAUAUGAAUAAGUCAAAAAUGCUUUUUGAUAUUGUUUUACUGCAGCACCACUUGAUUGCCAUGUGAUUGUGCAGUUGUUCUACCAUCCUAGCUAAUGUCCAAUACGUGUUCAGUGAUCAAAACAAUUUGUAUACAAGUCCUCAGACAUACUUUCAAUUCAAAUACAACAGUCUAAUUCUUAAAUUAAUUUCAGAAAGGGGGAACAGUUAAAAUGAGAUGAACAGGGGCACUCUCACAUUUAUUUUUAACUGACAUAUGAGAGACAAGGAACUUGCAAACUGGCUGUUUAUUGUGCAGUCACACUGAUAGGGUUGCAUGAAACUUGUGUGGAGGCUAUAUGAUGCCACCAGUUUAUUGAGAAUUCAUCCUGAUAUGUUAGCGCAGUGCUUAUAUGACAUUGCCAGCUUGUGAUUGUUAUCUUGCAUUUUCCAGGGCAAUUUCCCUCACUUUUAUUGGACUUUUUGCAGUGAGAAAAGUAACACAAUAAUUACACUAGAAAGUGUGGGAUAAGAACUAACUUUUGCACAGAUAAGUAGCCUGUUUGGAAGCACGCUGGGUGUCGUGCAUCAGAGGUACUGAUUUUUGUUAAGGAUGGG